Molecule: messenger RNA, 228 nt
Organism: Caenorhabditis angaria
Lineage: Eukaryota; Metazoa; Nematoda; Chromadorea; Rhabditida; Rhabditidae
Source: the annotation of a GenBank genome assembly
AUGAAGAUUUUUCUUGCGUUCUUGUUGAUUCUCGCGGUUUCUGUGGAGUGUUCAAGAGCCUGUCGAUUUGAUCAAGAAGGACAAGUAUUAUUCACUUACAAAUACAUCUAUUGGGUUGUUUGUCACAAUGGGCAGCCUCAUAAAUGCGGUAACGCUCAAGGAGAGCUCCCGGAAACUCGGCCAUUCUGCUUGAGACAUCGUCGUCCCAGUUCACCGACUAAAUAUUGA